AUGUCCGACGAAUUAAAAAAAGAAGUUCGUCUUUUAACAGCUGAUGUUAGAUUAUCUUUAUUUGACAAUAAAGAAGAUGAAGCAAUAGAAACGUUAAAUGAUAUUAUAAAGAAAUUAUCAACUGUUAAUAAUGAUGAUACACUAAAAAAAAUUCUUCUUGUAUCAUAUAUUGAUCGGAUUGAAUUAUUUUACAAAAAAGAAAAAUUUGAAGAUGUUGUUAAAGACGUCGGCUGUUUGAAAAAACUUAAUUACAAUAUAUAUAGGGAUAAAAAAAUCCUAUUAAUCUAUCACAAAUCUCAAAAGGCUAUAAAUGAUUGA
Molecule: messenger RNA, 318 nt
Organism: Rotaria sp. Silwood2
Lineage: Eukaryota; Metazoa; Rotifera; Eurotatoria; Philodinida; Philodinidae
Source: the annotation of a GenBank genome assembly